Knipowitschia caucasica is the source of this 378-nucleotide messenger RNA. The record is from the annotation of a GenBank genome assembly. Lineage: Eukaryota; Metazoa; Chordata; Actinopteri; Gobiiformes; Gobiidae.
AUGAAUUCUUUGGAGCAAGCCGAAGACCUAAAGGCUUUUGAAAGAAGACUUACAGAAUAUGUCUCUUGUCUGCAACCUGCAACAGGAAGGUGGAGAAUGAUUUUGAUAGUGGUGUCUGUGUGCACGGCUACUGGGGCAUGGAAGUGGUUGAUAGAUCCUGAUACACAAAAGGUGUCAUUUUUUUCAUCACUUUGGAAUCACCCAUUUUUUACCCUCAGCUGCAUCACACUUAUAGCACUAUUCUUCGCUGGUAUACACAAACGAGUUGUGGCACCAUCAAUUAUUGCGGCGCGUUGUCGAACAGUUCUAGCUGAAUACAACAUGUCUUGCGAUGAUACUGGAAAGCUUAUUCUAAAGCCACGACCCAACAUCCAGUGA